Lottia gigantea (owl limpet) is the source of this 1123-nucleotide messenger RNA. RefSeq lists its product as hypothetical. The transcript is spliced from 3 exons. The coding region runs from base 126 to 1031 and encodes 301 amino acids. The record is from RefSeq and is a predicted model, not a curated record. NCBI's taxonomy places the organism in Eukaryota, Metazoa, Mollusca, Gastropoda, Lottiidae. Gene Ontology annotation, molecular function: acetyltransferase activity.
CGUUUCGACCGUGAUACAUCAGACAUUUUGAACGUAUUUCGCUGACAUCGCAAUAAUUGACUUAUAAACACUAAAGGAGACUUUCUUUUAAUACCUUUUCUGUGAACUUUUAAAAUCAAUUAAGGAUGGAAAUGUUAGCAAAAACAGAAGCUAUGCAAUUUUUAGUUGAUAUACUAGAACUCAACAACAUUGAAGAGAUUUUGAACUACGACGAUAAGGUCAAUGCAGUGGAAGCGAUCAUGGAUGCGUAUCGAGAAAAAGAACCGUUUCAAAACAUCAGCCUGAUGUCGGUUGAUUUUGACAAGAGAAGUCGGCCAUCUUGGACUGAAAUCAAGAACGCUAUAUUUUUAAAACAAGGUGGAUUAUGUUAUAGUCAUCAUAUCUUUUUAUUCGCCCUGUUCAAAGCGCUGGGUUUCCACGUUUCUUUGGGUACUGGUGGAGUUACCGGACCUAAUAAUCACGUGGUAUUGUUCUUUAAGGACGUGUGUAUACAAGGUGAUGUUUAUUUACUAGAAGCUGCCAUUGGUCUUCCUUCUUUUCACCUCAUUUCUUUAGAUUUCGAACACGAGUCUCCCGUUUAUCGUGACUCUUUCUUAGAGUACAAAUAUAUCAAACAUGGCGGCAAGAUAUUGCGCAUGCACCGGAAGGGAGAUCCGAGACCAAAUUUCGUAAAAGAACGAGAUAUAAAUGUAGAUGGAUGGACGAGGUUUUAUGACUUUGAGAUCGCCGAUACUCAAAAUAUUGAGGACUUUAAUGACGAUUAUGAUGCUGUCUAUACCGAUCCACAAAUCACACAUUUUCAUUCCAGUUUCCAUUUUAUCAUUUUCAUAAAUAGAAAAGCUUUCAUUGCUCAUAACACCAACAUUUUAACUGAAAAUGAUGAAAAUGAGCUAGAGAAAAUCGAGAGUGAAACAAACGAGGAAAUUAUAAGGUUUAUGCGCAAUCUUACAUCAUCUAUAGAUGAAUCAACCAUACGUCUUGCCUUGGGGAAUUAUAAGGAUACAAAACGGCGUGUGACAUCAAAAAAUUAGAACGGAUGAAUAUUGUAUCCUGUUAACUCUAUUUUAGUGAUUCCCAGGAAAGUUGGAUUAUGAAUGCCCGCACCUUAAAGGUCCAAAUGGAU